Messenger RNA from Adineta ricciae, 3216 nucleotides. NCBI's taxonomy places the organism in Eukaryota, Metazoa, Rotifera, Eurotatoria, Adinetida, Adinetidae. The record is from the annotation of a GenBank genome assembly.
AUGCAUUCAUUUCUAUUCGUUGGCAAUCAUAAAUCACAACCAGCACAAGAUUACAGUCGAACAUCGAAUUCUAAGAAUCUCGAUGAUUUCAUCAAACGAACGGAACAGGAACGUCACAAACGUGAACUCACGCGAAAACAAUUGUAUUCUGCAAUUAAAAUUCAAAGUUUCUAUCGAAGAGUCCGUGCACAGAAAGAACUAACAAAACUAGCUCGUGUACGUAUCACAACCUUGAUAGCUCAACUACAAUCAACUAGUUUCAAUGAGGAAAAUCUCAUACACCUUGCGAAUUUAAUUAAAUUCGGUUUUCAACCGAAUACAGACGCAAAUCUAAUGAUGUCAUUGAUCGAUCCAUGUUGGAAACAUCGUCAAGCGAUUGUUGAGAAACUUUCUAAUGAUAAUCUGCCAUUAAAAAUUGCCCUUGCUAAGCUAUUAAAAUAUACAGUCAGAUGUCUUUCCUAUUUCGAAUCCAUUCGAUUACCAACACGUUUCAUCGAAUGGUUUACUGAUGUUAAUAGUUAUACCAAAGAGAAGCAAACAUCUCCAUCUCAAAAUGUACAAAUAUUAACCAGUUAUUUUCUAAGAAAUAUCAUUCGAAAUGGUUAUUAUACUCAGAUGUGCUCGAUCAUUCAGUCAAAAGUACCACCAAAUGUCAGCAAAAGCAGUCGUGUACCAGCUAUUGAACCAAUUGUUGAAUUACUUGCUCGACCAAUUGAAUAUCAAUCCCUCGAUUCAGUUGUUCGCGAUGAAGCACUAGUGACACUUCGAAAUGAAUUGUUUUCCCGAUCAGAUCUUCCUGCAUUACCACUAAUCAUCACUCCAACGUUGAUUCACCGACCUAAUUUUCCUUCGACACGUUAUAUCGAACUGGUCGACUUCCACCCAACAUUUCCCGUUGACUCUUCAUUGUAUCAAAACUGGAGACUUUAUCAGCUACAUGCAUUACUACUGAUCAUUGAUAGUCGAAUCGAUGAAUUACCAGCAUCGUUAACAAAACGAAUCGUUGCAAUUAUUCGAUAUUUCAGCAAUGGUCUCAUCACUACAAAUUUCAAGAAUUUACCUAUACAUGAUCAAUAUGCAGAUGAACACGACCGAGAUGAUCAAAUGAAUAUGGACACAGAUGAACCCGAUGGCGAACUAAUAGGAGAUUGUUUGACAAUACUGAAUAAACGUUCGAUUACGAACUACUUGAUUAAAUUAGCUGAUCGACAAAGUCAUCAAACUUUAACUGAUGAUGACAAUGACUAUAUUGGUAAUUUGGCUACGAUAGCUCAUAGUUUAAUCUUUCAUCGCAAUGAAUCUAUACUUCGAUCAAAUUUCCUACUAAGUUUAAGUACGUCAACAGCAUUUCUUCGUCAUUUAUGGUAUGUUUGUCGAACAUUGACGUACGAAACUGACUAUCGAGAACAAGUUCUUCUCCUCUCCCAUAUUUCGUGCGCUAAUCCAUUAUUGAAAGACAUUGAUAUUGAUCGCAUCGAACCAUUACUUGUCACAUUCUGUUCACUAUAUAGUAUGUCCCUAGUACCAUUACAUGACGAUGAAUUUUUCCGCGGUCCACCCGAAACUGCGUUUCAUACGAGCCAAAUUUCUCAAAUGGUUCGCACCUUACAAGACGUGUGUAUGGGCAUUGUGAGAUUUAUGUAUCCCGAUAAACAAAUAACGAAUCCAUCAACAAAUACAACCGAUAAUAGUGAGCCAAUGACAAAGGCUCUUCGAGCAAAUAAGCAAGUGGAGAUAGCAAGACAAAAAGCGACAAAGUUUUCAAUCGUUUUCAAAAUUAUUGUACAACUAUUGCAACAACUUCGAGCGAGAGACGUUCGAAGACAGUUCUGUCCUCCGGAAAAUUGGCUAACAAAUCAGUUUCAUUUGCAUCUUGAUAAGACAUACAUCGUACCAUUUGCUCGUGGUUUAUCAGAUCCAUUACUAUUGUCGUCGGAUGCAUAUUUCAGUCGUGAGCGAGCGCCUGAUGCAUUUACAUUUUCUGUAACUGAACUUCGUUUGCUGACUAUUCUUCAACAAAUUCCAUUCGUUAUUCCAUUCGAUACGCGAGUUCAAGUUCUGAAUUUACUGGUUCAACAAGAUAAAAUGGAACAACAGCAAGGCGCAGAAUUUCUGCAAGCUGGUUCAACAAUUAAUGUCCGUAUACGUCGAGAUUACAUCUAUGAAGAUGCUUUCGAAAAACUGAGUCCUCAAAAUGAACCAAACCUUCGACGUAGAAUGCGCGUUAGUUUCAUCAAUGCUGUUGGUCUUGAUGAAGCAGGUGUCGAUGGUGGUGGUUUGUUUCGUGAAUUUAUGAAUGAAUUACUGAAAUCAUCAUUUAAUCCAAUACGUGGUUUAUUUAAAUUGACUAGCGAUGGUUUUCUCUAUCCCAAUCCGAAUAUUGCUUUUAUUGACGAAAAUUUUGGUCCACAUUAUUACUUUCUAGGUCGAAUAUUAGGCAAAGCGAUCUACGAGAAAUUUCUGGCUGAAUUACCAUUUGCAACAUUUUUCCUUCAGAAAAUCCUCUCGCGUUCAUCAGGAAAAGUUGAUAUUCAUCAUUUGGCCUCACUCGAUCCAGAAAUGUACAAGAAUUUACUCUAUCUGAAAAACUAUGAUGGAAACGUUGAAGAUCUCGGAUUGGACUUUACCAUUGUCAAUAGUGAAAUCGGACAAACAGAAGUGACUGAAUUGAAACCCAAUGGAAGAAACAUUGCUGUAACCAAUGAAAAUCGUAUUGAAUAUAUUCAUCUGGUUGCUAGCUAUAAAUUGAAUAAACAAAUCAAUGAACAAGUAUUCAAGUUUCGACAAGGACUUGGUGAUGUUAUCAAUUUGGAAUGGUUAAGAAUGUUCGACGCGAACGAAUUGAGAAUAUUAAUCUCGGGUGCACCCGGAGAAAUCGAUGUGAAUGAUUGGAGAAAUCAUUCUCAAUACAGAGCACCGUACAGUAAAGAACAUCCUGUCAUUCAAGCUUUUUGGCGUUGUGUUCAUGACUUUACUGAAGAUCAAAAACGUAAAUUAUUGAAAUUUACGACGAGCUGUUCGAGACCACCAUUGUUUGGAUUCAAGGAACUAUAUCCGGAAUUCUGUAUACAAUCUGCUGGUUCGGAAAUUGAUCGUUUGCCAACAUCAAAUACGUGUAUAAAUCUCUUGAAAUUACCUGAAUAUAAGGAUGAAAAUAUGCUCAAAGAAAAACUUUUAUACGCUAUUCAAGCAGCAGCGGGAUUUGAAUAUAGUUGA